AUGACGAUAGCUUUGGACAACGCCGUUCGAGCAAACUUAUUCUCUCCACUAAUGUGGACUACGAAGGUGUUUGGUAAUAUAAGCGAAGUAUAUGAACUACCGUCCUACAACAGACACAUCAGGAUUAUCUCCAUGGCUGUCACUUUCACUCUGUCUUUCAUUGGCAACCUAGCAGUUCUGCACAAAAUCUGCUGCAGCAAAAGCAAGAGGCGGAAAAAUGAUUUUCUCGUCAUAAACCUGGCUGCUGCGGACUUCUAUGUGUGUAUCAUGAGCUUGGUUUCUCAGAUCUUUGGGGAGAUGUUGGAAGGCGAGUGGCUGACUGGUGAUCUUACCUGCAAACUGUUCAGAGUUUUUCAGGCCUUUGGACUGAUUGGUUCUUCCAACAUUGUAGCGAUUAUCGCCUUGGAAAUGCACCACGUCCUAGUCAAACCAGUGGAUUCUCCGUUUCCCACCAAGGUCUUAACCCUCGUGUCAUGGAUUUGUGCUGUAAUGCUCGCAUUUCCUCAAGCCUUCGUCUUCAAAGAGAUAAUACAGGGAGAAAGCAAGAAGUGCCUUGCUGCCUUUGACCAGAUCCCCAGAUGGCAUUUCCAGAUGUAUGUGAUAUAUGGAGUUACUACCGUCUUUGUAGCUCCGUUUUGCAUCAUGUGUGUGGCGUUCACAAGAAUCCUAAGGACCAUUUGGAGGAGAGCGUCGCUAAUCAAAGAUUGCAGGCCAAGUAGAAAUGGUGACCGAAAGCUGCACAAUCGGUCAAUUCCAAUCGUGGCUUUCAAAGGUUCAAUUCCAAGGAUCAAAAUAAGGACGCUGAAGAUGACCCUAGUAAUUAUUAUACUCUUUAUAGUUUGCGGAUUGCCUUAUUUUAUCAUCGAGAUGACAGUUGCCUUUGGGGCAAUGACCGAGGCAGACGCCGAAAUGAUCGCAGUCCUCGGGAUCCUCAUGGUUUUCAACAGAGCAGUCAACCCAUAUGUCUACCUGUUCUUCAAGACAGACAACAUCCACUUGAAGCGAAUGGAAAAGCUAGUGUGCUUCUCUUGCCUAAAGGAUAUCAGAGAGGACACAUUCCACAGGGAAUUGUGCGCAGUUGGGAAACAGGUGAGGCAAGCCAGCAUCAUCGCGUCCGAGGAUGACAUCGUCCAUCAUUUAGAUGUUGUCAACCCCACAUUACCCAAGUGUGAAACCGCCUCUUGUGAUAGUUCUGUGAAGAGACUGAAGAAAGGUUCUGAUCCGAAACGUCACCUAUUCAUAUUCUCCAGAGACGUUGUCUAG
Molecule: messenger RNA, 1263 nt
Organism: Amblyraja radiata (thorny skate)
Lineage: Eukaryota; Metazoa; Chordata; Chondrichthyes; Rajiformes; Rajidae
Product: probable G-protein coupled receptor 150
Exons: 1
Coding region: 1-1263 (420 amino acids)
Biological process (GO): cellular response to hormone stimulus; G protein-coupled receptor signaling pathway
Cellular component (GO): plasma membrane
Molecular function (GO): G protein-coupled receptor activity; peptide binding
Source: RefSeq, a predicted model, not a curated record